CAACAACAAGCUCGCCCUACAUAGUACAAGAGCUCCAAGAAUCUCCCCAUCCGCUCGAUCCAGACUUCACUUGAUACCCCGUCAAUACGGGAAAUUACUGCAACAACAAAAUUAUCAACCAUGUCACCGACUGGAAUGCUGGCAGUGGACGGCAUCCACGUAGAUAUGGAGCAUCUGAAGAAGGGAGAAGUGAAUCUGGGAACCUCAAUCAUGGCAAUCAACUUCAAGGAUGGAGUUAUAUUAGGCGCCGACAGCAGAACCACGACCGGAUCGUACAUUGCGAAUCGCGUGACGGACAAACUCACACAAGUGCAUGACACAAUCUGGUGUUGUCGAUCCGGUUCGGCAGCAGACACGCAGGCGGUAGCAGAUAUCGUGCAGUACCAUCUUGGUCUGUACGGCAUCACGAAUGGCGAGCCGCCGACCACGCAGACGGCGGCAGCGUUAUUCCAGGAGCUUUGCUACGCGAAUAAGGACCAGCUAUCGGCGGGCAUGAUCAUUGCUGGAUAUGACCAUCGUCACGGCGGCCAAGUGUACUCGAUUCCGCUCGGAGGCUCACUCCACAAACAGGCGUAUGCGAUUGGUGGGUCCGGGUCUACGUACAUCUACGGAUACUGCGAUGCGAACUGGAGGGAGAACAUGACGGAGGAGGAGGGAAUCAAAUUCGUCAAGGGGGCGUUGCAGGAGGCCAUCAAGUGGGACGGUAGCUCAGGCGGUGUGAUUCGCAUGGUUGUGCUCACGGCAAAGGGAGCUCAGCGGCACCUAUAUCUCCCGGACCAGGACUACCAGGGGCCUGGAAAGCAGUAGAGGGAGUCUCGUAGGGAAAGGAAGAAGGAGGGGGGUGCAGGUGUAUGAAUACCACAUAGAGGAGCAGUCAGAGAUGAAUGACAAUUCGGGACUAGUACCAGGUACUGGCAUGGCGACUCGAGAAACAAGCAAUUCUCAAAGGCGGCGAUGGUAGCCACAGAUGGGCGCAACGUGACCACUUUGUUAUUAUUUGGUGGUGUGGCUUUAGAGGGAUGCACCGAGCAGCGGCGUGGGAUAUGGAAGCGGCCCUGGGGAUCAUCUAUGGCGGUGUGACCAAUGGAGGCUGUGCGUGGGACGAAGAAAAAGCAAGUCGGAAUGGGAAGCUGGGCAAACGGCCACACACGGACAGCGAUAGUUGCAGACAACCACUGUACUGUGGUUUACUAC
Messenger RNA from Westerdykella ornata, 1194 nucleotides. Its product is annotated as proteasome-domain-containing protein. Gene Ontology annotation, molecular function: threonine-type endopeptidase activity. Gene Ontology annotation, cellular component: proteasome core complex. The coding region runs from base 121 to 807 and encodes 228 amino acids. NCBI's taxonomy places the organism in Eukaryota, Fungi, Ascomycota, Dothideomycetes, Pleosporales, Sporormiaceae. The record is from RefSeq and is a predicted model, not a curated record. The transcript has 5 exons.